Messenger RNA from Purpureocillium takamizusanense, 1176 nucleotides. Its product is annotated as ATP adenylyltransferase. Bases 93 to 1166 code for a protein of 357 amino acids. NCBI's taxonomy places the organism in Eukaryota, Fungi, Ascomycota, Sordariomycetes, Hypocreales, Ophiocordycipitaceae. Gene Ontology annotation, biological process: lipid droplet organization; lipid storage; phospholipid biosynthetic process. The transcript is spliced from 2 exons. Gene Ontology annotation, cellular component: endoplasmic reticulum membrane. The record is from RefSeq and is a predicted model, not a curated record.
AGCACGGCUCAAUUCGACACGUAACGUCUUGGUCGCCUCAACUCAUGUCGUAACCGCGUCUAUUCUCUCCCCAUCCGUCUCUCCCUUCGCCAAUGGUCACAACACGCCGCAGCGCUGCCGCCGCAGAGAUGGGAGGAGACGGCCUGCCUCCACGGAAGCCGUCUCCGGCUCGAAACUCGCGACCGCCGACCGGGGCGACGACCACAACGACGACGAAGAGGAUGACACGCACGCCGGCCUGGCUGCCCACGCCGCUCGAGCGGGUGGUCCUCGCAGUCUUCCCGCUUAUACUGGUAUUUGGCACCGUCUUCGCCGUGCUGUCGCCCGAGACGCGCGCCGCGGCGUACGACCCGGUGUUGCAGGCCCACGCGCAGGACCCGGGCGCGGCGCCGAGCUACUUUGCGCGCAAGUCCAAUGUGGUCAACGUGGUGUUCGUGAAGCGCGGCUGGGGGUGGACGACGUUUGCCUUUGUGUUUUUCCUGCUGACGCACCCGAGCGGUGGACCGACGGCGAUGGAGCUCACGGUGCGGAGGAUGCGGGCGGGGGCGCGGUGGGCGCUCGUCACGGGGUGGUGGUUCCUCGUCACGCAGUGGUGCUUCGGCGCGCCGCUCAUUGACCGCGGGUUCCGGUGGACGGGCGGGCAGUGCGAGAUGGUGGAGCGCCAGGUGGAGGCGGGGACGGCGCGCGCCGGCGAGGUCAUCACGGCCGUGGCGUGUAAGGCGGCGGGCGGCCGGUGGCGCGGCGGGCACGACAUCUCGGGCCACGUGUUCCUGCUCGUGCUGGGGACGGUAUUUCUACUACAGGAGGUGGGCUGGCCGGUCCUGAGGUGGAGUGGACGCGCGCGCGAGGAGCGGUGCGUGGUGAUGGGCGACGGGGCACUCAAGAGCGCGGGCGUCGAGGCCGAGGAGGCGCCCGGCGGCGGCCGUGGCGGCGGCGAGGAGGAGGACGACCAGACGCUGAUGCAGCAGCUCGGCGCGGGGGGCAAGACGGCCGCGGCAGUGGCGGGGCUGAACCUCUGGAUGCUGCUGAUGACGGCGAUUUACUUUCACACGUGGUUUGAAAAGUUGACGGGUCUGUUGACGGCGCUCAUCGGGGCGUACGCCGUGUACUACGUGCCGAGAUUUGUGCCGGCGGUGCGAUCCAUUGUCGGCAUGCCGGGGAUUUGAGUCGAGGGAC